AUGACUCCAAUGUACAUUGAAGAUGUGCAGCCUAGACUUCAAGGCUCAAGUGAUAGCAAUCCUAUCAUAAUCCAUGGCGUUACUGCAGAACAGUUUAGAAACUACCUUUUUGUUAUUACGUGCCUACCAGGUGAUAAAGAUCAUUCCAUCAUUACAGAUCAAACUCGAGCAUACCAGGGCGGCCGACUAAUAUCCAUUUGCACCCUGUACACCGACGUUGCAAUUCUUGCUCGCUUUUUUGGGACAGUUGACCUUGAAGCAUGGGCGAUAAAGGCGCUUCAAUCCAUGUUCAAAAACCACCUUAACGCACUGGCUAAUUCCACUUCAUGUAAAUGGACUACCGAUGCUAUACUUCGCCUCCGAGCCCUAUCACGCGAUACCGCACUCGAGUGCCCAGUGAUGCCGUUCAUUGAGUAUUUUAUCUAUACCAGUUUGGAGGAUGUGGCCGACCCAUUUUCUCCGGACAACCUUUGCAACGCUUAUACGUGCAUAGAUCUUUACAACGCUGUCAAGAAGCCGGAUAUCGACCCUGAACUACUCGGUUGUAUAUUUUUGAAGCUACUGUCUCUUGGUCACCGCUCUUAG
Rhizoctonia solani is the source of this 585-nucleotide messenger RNA. RefSeq lists its product as uncharacterized. Lineage: Eukaryota; Fungi; Basidiomycota; Agaricomycetes; Cantharellales; Ceratobasidiaceae. The record is from RefSeq and is a predicted model, not a curated record. The transcript has 2 exons. The coding region runs from base 1 to 585 and encodes 194 amino acids.